Molecule: messenger RNA, 4931 nt
Organism: Syngnathus acus (greater pipefish)
Lineage: Eukaryota; Metazoa; Chordata; Actinopteri; Syngnathiformes; Syngnathidae
Gene: vav3a
Product: guanine nucleotide exchange factor VAV3
Exons: 28
Coding region: 176-2770 (864 amino acids)
Biological process (GO): intracellular signal transduction; regulation of GTPase activity; cell migration
Cellular component (GO): cytoplasm; plasma membrane
Molecular function (GO): protein binding; guanyl-nucleotide exchange factor activity
Source: RefSeq, a predicted model, not a curated record
CCAUCCAGUCAUACGAGCACACAAGGCUGUCAACCUCACAUCGACUGCGGCCCAUCUAUGCGCGACUCUGCUCCAUUUUCAUCGGGUUGGAACAUGGACGCGCUCUAAAAGGAAGCGCACUUCAAAAGCUUGUCGAAUACGCUUAAUUCGUCCUUUUUUUGUCGUGAGAAUAGUAAUGAUGGAGUAUUGGAGACAGUGUGCGCUGUGGCUGAUUAACUGCAAGGUGCUUCCAGCGAACCAUCGGGUUACGUGGGAGACUGCGCAGGUAUUCGACUUGGCCCAAACGCUCCGGGAUGGAGUCCUUCUUUGCCAUCUUCUCAACAAUCUCAGGCCACACUCGAUCAACCUAAAGGAGAUCAACCUGCGACCUCAAAUGUCACAGUUCCUCUGCCUGAAGAACAUCAGAACUUUUCUGGCGGCAUGCAACGACAUAUUUGGCAUGAAGAAAAGUGAGCUGUUUGAGGCCUUUGACCUUUUUGACGUCAGGGAUUUUGGAAAGGUUAUGGACACACUUUCUAAGCUUUCCCUCACAUUGAUUGCACAGCAAACUGGAAUCAGGUCUUUUCCAACUGAAGAAAGCGUUGAAGAUGAGGAUAUCUACAACCACCUCGAAGACCUCAUGGAUGAAAACGGGGUGGAGGAUGAGGAGGAUCUGUACGACUGCGUCUAUGAUAACGAAGAGGGCGGGGAAAUCUACGAGGACCUGAUGAAAACGGAAGUGCUCGCUCCCCCGGUGUUACAGAAACAAGCAGAAAUCGACAUUCGAAGUUGCUGUUUAACAGAAAUCAGGCAGACUGAGGAGAAAUUUUCAGACACCCUUGACUCAAUAGAAAAGAACUUUAUGACACCUCUCACUGUGUAUUUAUCCACGGCCGAGAUAGAGAAAGUGUUUGUUAAUAUACCGGACUUGGUGAAAGUCCACAAAUGUUUACUACAGGAAAUUCAAGACUCAGUCCAACACAGAAGUGCCCAAAAUCUUCACCAGAUCUUUAUUGCUUUCAAAGAAAGGUUGCUAAUUUAUGGGAAAUACUGCAGCGAUGUCGAGACAGCCAUUGCCACGCUGGACAGUAUAUCUAAAGACAGAGAGGACGUACGCAUGAAGCUUGAGGAGUGUUCUAAAAGAGCCAACUAUGGCAAAUUCACUCUGAGGGAUCUGCUGGUGGUUCCCAUGCAGCGGGUCUUGAAGUAUCACCUCCUUCUGCAGGAGCUUGUUAAACACACUCACGAUGCUACAGAGAAAAGCAAUCUACGGAAAGCAUUAGAUGCCAUGAAGGAUUUGGCCCAGUAUGUCAAUGAAGUCAAGCGAGACAACGAGACUCUGCGAGAAAUCGAUCAAUAUCAGAAAUCCAUCGAAAACCUUAAUCAGCCUCUGAGUAACUACGGGAGACCCAAAGGUGACGGGGAAGUAAGGGUGGCCUCAGUGGACAAACGUGCUAAACAGGACAGGCAUAUCUUUUUGUUCGAUGCUGCCGUCAUCGUUUGCAAGCGACGAGGAGACAACUAUGAAAUGAAAGACGUGAUAGACCUGCACCUCUUUAAGGUCACCAAUAACCCCACGUCGGACAAGGAAAGCCGAAAGUGGUCCUACGGAUUCUACCUCACGCAUAACCAGGGCCAGAACGGCUUUGAGUUCUUCUUCAAGACCAAAGAACUGAAAAAGAAAUGGCUGGAGCAGUUUGGCAUGGCCAUCUCCAACAUUCAUCCGGAGAAUGCCACCAACAAUUUCCAUGACUUUCACAUGCACACUUUUGAAAGAAUUACCUCCUGCAAUUCAUGCCACAUGCUACUAAGGGGCAUAUUUUACCAGGGCUACUUAUGCUCCAAAUGUGGUUUAGGAGCACAUAAAGAAUGCCUGAACCGUCUGGGUUGCUGCGGAAAAACAGAUCCCGGCUCCGGCAGAACUCAGAUCAAAGACCGAGAUCCAGGGCUGCCCAAGAUGAUGGUGACCAGGAACUAUUUCGGCGUGCCGAGCCCGACUUCUGGUCCGGCGCUCAGUAUCCAGACGGGUGACAUCAUCGAAUUAAUCUGCGCCGACCUUCACAGCUCGUGGUGGCAGGGUAAAAUCCUGUCAACAAAAGAAGUUGGCUUCUUUCCAAGCGACGCUGUUAGGCCGUGCCCAUGUGUCCCAAAGCCCAUUGAUUACUCCUCUCAACCAUGGUUUGCAGGACCAAUGGAGAGGCUCCAGGCGGAGGCAGAGCUCAUCAACCGGGUCAACAGCACCUACCUGGUCCGCCAUCGCAGCAGAGAGUACACAGAAUAUGCCAUCAGCAUUAAGUACAACAGCGACGUGAAGCACAUAAAGAUCUUGACGAAGGAGGGCUGCUUCCACAUCGCAGAGAACAAGAAGUUCAGGAGUCUCUUUGAGCUGAUUGAAUACUACAAGCAUCACUCGCUAAGAGAAGGUUUUCGGAGUCUGGACACCACGUUGCAGUAUCCCUACCGGGAAUUGGAGAAUUCUGCAAUGCAUCGGCUCAACCGCUCCGGUGGAAACACGCCAUUGCUCUGUGGCCUCUCUUUUGUAACCCCUGCCGGCUACAGCUUUGUACCUCCUUCCUCUGCCCCCUUCUGGUCAGUGUUUACUCCGAAAGUGAUGGGCGUGGCCAUCGCACGGUACGAUUUCAGUUCCCGAGACACGCGAGAGCUCUCGCUGCAGGAGGGCGACGUGGUGAAGAUUUACACCAAGUCCGGAGCCAACGGGUGGUGGAGGGGCGAGGUCAACGGGAGGAUCGGCUGGUUUCCAUCCACCUAUGUAGAAGAAGGCGAGGAAUGAGCAUACCAAUGAAGAAGAGUGAAAAACAAAAGAAGUUCUGAGCCAGCAGAGGAGCAAACAUCUCUGACGAAAAGAUGGCCUCAUCCUUUCUGCUCGGCUCGCUGUGGCUAAGUAACUGCACCAUCUACAAGUAGCAGCUUGCCUGUCAGCGGGGGCCACGCGGGCUCGCCAGAUGCCCAGCCAUGCAUUUCAUCCCGCCUCUCUCUUGCCCACAAAAAAUCCCAACUUGGCUGCUGCAGACAUGUCAAAAAGCAGGAACUCAGACGCCACUCUUCCAUUCAUGCACUCAUUCAUCCAUUGGCUACACCUGCACCUCCUUCUGCCUCUCAUGGGAAUAGAGCCAACCAAGCUGGAAAGGACCCACACUGUACAAAAAAAAACAAUCUCUCACAUCAUCUUCUCACUUCUGAAGUCAGUUUGACCUUGCGUGUUUGUUCCGCUAACGCCGACGUUUAUUGAUGACUCGAUGGCCCCUCUUUGAUUGCAAUCGCCGCACUUGCACUCAUACAGGAGAUAUAAGAUAAAGUCGGUCCUCGCUGCCAGCAAUUCUUGUUCCUAUUUUCCUCUGGCUGGUCACAUUCUUUAUCUCCGGCGCAGACCCUCAUGUUUUCGCUCGUGCCGGCCGUUCGUGAUCCUCUUGCUUAUCGCUGGCAGGAGCCCAUUGGCGGGAGGCUUUUCUUAUUGGAGCUGUUAUGAGCCAAAACACUCCGAGCCGUUUGGAAAUCAGCCUUUUGACUUAGGUUACAGUCAUUCUUGUCAUUUCGUUCCGUUUUACUAAUGGGAAUUAACUGGAAAGUGUUUGACCUUAUUUCCUAUAAGGGAGCUAUUUGUUAGUAUUCAUGAGAAGGGAAAACACAUAAGAUAGUGUUGAUUAUUCAGCACACGCCUCAUCAUACUGUCCAAAGGUGACAUUGAGGCAGAGCCACUUGUUAGUCUACGACUUUAUUUGAUGAACAGAUGGAAGCCGCCUCUGGAAACACACCUCAGGGCGUCGUGACCUCAAGGUGUGCGAGGCCCCCGGGCGGUUUGUGCCGCUCGCUGUUUUUGUACGGUGAACAUUUUGUUUGUAAAAUAAGUUCUUAUUAAAGAUGUUAUAUUUGGAAAUGAUUAUUGUGGACAAAGCCACCACAUGAUCUUAUGUUGCUCUGUGGAUGGGUUUAUUUUUUUCUCUGCUCAUCUUUUGGCCAAAAUGCUGGGUUAAAGAUUUAUGUUCAUGUCCACAAGUGACCACUAGGUGGGAGUCUCUUUCAUCGGCGAGAGGUCACCUUCAGCGUGACAAACUUUUGCCAUGACAUCAUCUGAUUAACAACAUUUAAAAUGGAAUUUGACCGAGUGAACAGAGAUUUUUUUUAGCUUCAACUGGCUGCAGAUUCUUGAAAGUAAAAAUUCCAACUCAGUCUAGUAGACCAUGAAGAAACAGAACCUCUCAGGAGACCAAGAGUGGGCUUCUCUAAUGGCUGACAGUGUUAAUCCACUCCCACUCUGCUCCUCUGCCCAAAUGAACUAUGACGGUGUAGUCAUUUAAAAACGCGGACCUUCUUUCCACCAAGUAUGCUCCCUUUGUUUUUUUCCAAUGUCUUUACACAGGAGGAAGACUCAAGGGUAUCCGCGAUCUAAUCAUGACACCAUCUCUACACAUGGGUGACCCCGCUGCAUCCGUCUCUGUCGGUUCCUCUCCCGCUCGGCCUAAGUCACAGCGUUAUCCUCUCAGUCCCUCACACUCCCCUUCUUUCCUUAUCUAUCUCUAGUCCAAUCUCUGUCCUCCCAUUUUCACUGUGGAUUUCAUCCCUCACGUGAUGCUCUGAGAGCUUUGUGGCGUGAUGCGCCAUAAGCAACCAAAGCAAAAUAUUUUAGAAUGGAAUUACAAAAUUGAUUUGCCGUGCCAUUUAAUAGGUGUCCUUCAAAUGUGAUAUUUUUCUUCUAAAAAAAAAAUCAUCAGGAAGUCACUGUGUGUGUGUCUCACUGAGUUUGUGUGUGUGCUCUGUUAUUGAACCAAAGAUGUACUGUAUGCUGUGUUUACUGUACAGUCAAUAUUAUUAUGGUACAACCGCUGUGGCCUAAAUCGAAAACGGCUCAGGCCUGUGUAGCAUUCCCCUGUAUAUUUUCUAUUGUACCAUAUUGUAAAAUAUGUUUAUAGUAAAUAAUAAAAAUAUGAUGCUUA